AUGGCGGAGGGACAGUAUUCCUUCAGCCUGACCACGUUUUCGCCGAGCGGAAAGCUCGUGCAAAUUGAAUACGCGCUCAACCGCGUGCAGCAGGGCGCGCCCGCCCUCGGCAUCAAAGCCCGAAACGGCGUCGUCUUGGCCGCAGAAAAAAAACUUCCAACUCCUUUAAUUGACGCAAACACAAUUCCCAAAGUGGACUCCUUCACGCCUUCCGUCGGCUGCGUCUUCGCGGGCAUGCCCGCGGACUUCCGCGUCGUCCUCAAGAAAGGCCGCAAGGAAGCUGCUGCCUACGAACUCUACUACAAAACCCCCAUGCCGACGCAGCAGCUGGUCCAGAGCGUCGCCUCCGUCAUGCAGGAGUACACCCAGAGCGGCGGAGUCCGCCCCUUCGGCAUAUCUCUCUUAGUCGCGGGCUACGACGACUUCGGGCCGCAGCUGUACCAGGUGGAUCCCAGCGGGGCUUAUUUUGGGUGGAAGGCCUCGGCGAUAGGCCGGGACAUGCAGAACGCGAAGACCUUUUUGGAAAAAAGGUACAGCGAAGACAUCGAGCUGGAGGACGCAAUCCACACUGCGAUCUUGACGCUGCGGGAAGGCUUCGAGGGGGCCUUGAAUGAAAAGUCCAUCGAAAUUGGAAUUAUCGGGGAAGACCGAAAGUUCCGCGUCCUCACUCCCGCAGAAGUGAAGGACUACUUGAGUGAGGUCGAAGUCGGCACUGCCUGA
Messenger RNA from Eimeria tenella, 720 nucleotides. RefSeq names its product proteasome subunit alpha type 2, putative. The record is from RefSeq and is a predicted model, not a curated record. Gene Ontology annotation, biological process: ubiquitin-dependent protein catabolic process. The transcript has 4 exons. Gene Ontology annotation, cellular component: proteasome core complex, alpha-subunit complex; proteasome core complex. NCBI's taxonomy places the organism in Eukaryota, Apicomplexa, Conoidasida, Eucoccidiorida, Eimeriidae. The coding region runs from base 1 to 720 and encodes 239 amino acids.